Messenger RNA from Closterium sp. NIES-67, 2278 nucleotides. The record is from the annotation of a GenBank genome assembly. Lineage: Eukaryota; Viridiplantae; Streptophyta; Zygnematophyceae; Desmidiales; Closteriaceae.
GUGCGUUUCGCGCGAAGUUCGCAUCCCGGCAUCGCGGCGUCGUUGUUUGACGUCAGCAGCUCCAUACGCGAUCCAGUGAGCCUCGUCGGCCCAGGGAUGCUGCUCAGUAGCAGGCUCGGGAAGCAGGUAGUGGAUAGGCUUGGCAAUAGGCUUGGAGUUAGGUUCGGAGAUAAGCUUGGCGAUUCCGCGUGCUGUUCGGUUAGCCGCGACUGCCAGCUAGGAUUGGCGGCAGAACGCCUCUUUGGCCCUGUUGUCAGACGACACCGUGUCGUGUCGGAUAGGGCAUGGAUGGGAGUGGAGGGCGGGCCGGGGAGCAGCAGCGAGCGGCGCAGCGGAAGGAGCAGGCAGGGCGGGCGGGGUCGGAACGGCGCGUGAUAGUGAUCUCGGGCCCCACGGCGUCGGGCAAGACGCGCCUGGCGCUGCGCGUGGCGCGCAUGGUGGGCGGCGAGGUGGUGAGCGCGGACUCGGUGCAGGUGUACCGCGGGCUGGACGUGGGCAGCGCCAAGGCCACCCGGGACGAGAGGCAGGCCGUGCCGCACCACCUGCUCGACAUCCGAGAGCCGUCGCAAGAGUACACGGCGGGCGACUUCUUCACGGACGCCCGCGCCGCCACGGAGGACGUGCUGCGGCGGGGCGGCGUGCCGGUGGUGGUGGGCGGCACGGGGCUGUACCUCGCGUGGUUUCUGCACGGCAAGCCCAACACGCCCGUGGCCUCGCCUGAGGUGGAGUGUGCCGUGCAGCGCGAGAUAGAGGCGGCCGUCAUGGCGGGCAGGCGGGCCAGGCGGGCCAGGGCGCACGGGAUGGGGUGGGGCAGGGAGGAAGGAGGUGGCGCGGUGGACGGAGGAGGGAGGCAGGCAACAGGCGGAGAAGGCGGAGAAGGCGGAGGGGCAGCAGAAGUAGCGAUGGAGGGAAGGGCAACGGGCAGAGGAGAGGGAAUGGCGUGGAGUGCAGAGGCGUGGAGGGAGGAGGGCAGCCAUGGUGCGGAUGUGGAAGGAGAUGGGGCUGACGACAGCAACGACAGCAUGGGACAUACCCAAGGGGGGAUGGGGUACGAGGCGACGGAGCAGGGAGCGGCGAGCCGGCAGGCGAGUGUGAGGUACAGGGAGGAGGGCGACUGGGAGGCGGCAGUGGGUGCUCUCGCUACUGCAGGGGAUCCAAUCACAGCAGGCCAGCUGGCACGAAAUGACUGGUACCGGCUCACAAGGGCUUUUGAAAUCCUCAGGGCCACGGGUCGCCCUCGCUGCGAGAUCGCUGUGCCGUCCCACCAGGCUAAGGAGGCCGCGCCUGCUGCUGCUGCUGCUGCUGUGUGUGCGUCGCCCGCUCCACCGUUCGCCUUCCACUGCUUCUUUCUGGACGCCCCUCGCCUGCCGCUGUACCGCCGGAUUGACAGGCGCUGCGAGGAGAUGGUGCAGGCCGGGCUGCUCGAGGAGAGCCUGGCGCUGCUGGCGGCGGGGUUGCUGCCCAACACGUCCUCGCCCACACGCGCCAUCGGGUACCGCCAGGCCAUGGCCUUCCUGCUGCAAUGCCGCCACGUGAUGGCGCGAGCGCGUAGCAGAGAGGAGGAAGGACAGCACGAGCAGCAGCAGCAGGGGGGGGAGGUGCAGCGGCUGCUGCUGGCGUUCAUAGAGGAGUUCCAGCAGGCGUCGCGGCGCUACGCCAAGCGCCAGACCACGUGGUUCCGCUCCCAGCCGCUCUUCCGAUGGCUGCCCGCUGAUGCCCCGCUGGACGACCUGGUGGCCAUGGUGCUGCAGCAAUACAACGCACCCUCUCCACAACCCACACGCGUAGAGGGGCAGCAGGGUGUGGAGGGGCAGCAGGGUGCGGAGGGGCGGGACGGGGCAGGUUGCAGGGCCGACGUGAAUGGUGUUGGCGGCAGCGGGCAUGCUGGGGGGGUAGGUGAGGGGGAGGCGCGGCGGCAGCAGCGCAAGGAGCGCAAGGAGGAGGAGCGCGAGCUCAAAGGGUACCGCGCGAAGCUCGAGAUAUUUUGUGAGCAGCACGCUAUUGACGCCACCGUGACGUGGAUUCAGGCUAGCGUCAAGCUGCAGCCACACUGCUCAGGAGAUGGGCCAGCACGCAUGGGCGCUAUCAGUGUGCAUUCACAAGCAUAAGUGUAGUUCAGUACUUGUACAACAAAGCCUAGUGGCAUGUUUCAAAGUUGGCUCUUUCUGUCAAACAUUUGUGUAUCUAAUGUUUGUAUAGACUGUAUAGGGUCACCUCUUAGAGAGUACAACCCUUAGACAUAUAUCCUUGUACCCAUGUUCUCUAUUCAUUCAUUAUU